Messenger RNA from Closterium sp. NIES-67, 2195 nucleotides. The record is from the annotation of a GenBank genome assembly. NCBI's taxonomy places the organism in Eukaryota, Viridiplantae, Streptophyta, Zygnematophyceae, Desmidiales, Closteriaceae.
UAAAUUUGAACCAGCAUUACGAAUUAGGCAUCCAACCUCGCGAGUAGGAGUGUCUCAUCCGCUGACCACGAGCAGCAUCUGAUUUCUAGCGCUACUAAUUGCGUUAUUCCUCUACAAGUUUUUCUCAUUCGGCUCCCAACUGCUCUGCGCCGUGUUCUAACGAGUCGCUUUUGGAGUCGUCAUCGGCCUCCUCUUUCGUCGAGGGCGCUCAACAUGCUGCCGAGACCACUUCUGACAGCCGCCACCAUGGCGGCGGCCUACGUGUAUCCGUCCUACCUGUGCUUCAAGGCCAUGCGGCGGCGGCGACCAGACGUGCACGAGCUGCUCUUCUUCUGCCAGUUCUGGGUGCUCCUGUCCCUGCUGGUCGUGCUCGAGUGCCUCGCCUUGCCGCUGCUGGACUGGGUGCCGAUGUAUCAUGAGGCCAAGCUGGCGCUGAUCGUCUACCUCUGGCACCCCAAGACACAGGGCACAGAGCUCGUGUACUCCAUGCUGCACCUGCUGCUGGCCCGCCACGAGCCAAUUAUCGACCGCCACCUGGCACGCCUGGAGGAGCGCGGGAGGGAUGUGGCUGUGCAGUGCUGGCAUGCUGGCGUGGCCUACACUGGUGCUCGAUUCGAGGAGCUCAUUACGUACCUGGCGUCCCUGUCAGCACAGGCUGCUGCGUCAGCAGCCCUGAGGGGCUGGAGGCGAGUGGGAGGGGCGAGGGAGAGGAGAGGAGGAGGGAGCGAGAAGUCGAGGCGAGGAGUAAGAGUGGGGAUGGAGGAGGGGGGAGGGAGGAGGCGGAGGAGGAGCAGCAGGAGGGGCUGAGGGGGAGGAGGAAGUACCUGCAGCAGUACGGAGGGGAGGGCGUGCAGCUGAGGUCUGACGCGGGGCACAGGGUGGCCGGCAGGGCGGCCUAUGAGAGGCGCCUGCAGGGGGACGAGACGCUUGAGGGGAGAGGGGAGCUGCAGCAGCAGAGCGCACAGAGCGGGGGAGUGCAGAACCAGGGAGUGCAGAGGCAGGGAGUGCGGUACAGGAACGUGGACUCGGACUCUGAUGGUGACAGUGGGGAGAGCGAUGGGGGGAGCGGUGGGAGUGGGAGGAGUGGGAUGGGCAGUGACUACGAGCUGGUGGAGGCAGAGGGAGAGGACGGCGCAGGGCGAGCAGCAGGUCUUUCUGCCUCUGCUGCCCCCGCUGGUAGUUAUGGCAGAAUCGAUGACAGAGCUCCUGCCACGGCUGGCGACAGGGCUGGCAGCAGCGGGUGGUGGGGCAGCCGGCACCUCGCAGCAGGCCUGGCCGGGCUGGGCCGAGCCUUGAGCCCCUCAGGCAGCCAGGCGGGGCCCACAGCAGCAGCACCGCCACCCACCAUGCUGCAUGGCGCGCUGCCACCAGCAGCAGUGUUGCCAGUUGGAGCUGCGCGGGUUGAGGGUGGUGGCUGCACUGCUGAUGGCGGUGGCUUUGAUGCCGUGGCACCCGACCAGGUGGCUGACGUGGCUACAGCCAUGGUGGCAGGGGAGGCAUCGCCCCAUCCCAGUGGCAUCAACCUGCGCCCGCGGCGGUCCCAGCGGGUGAAGAAGCAGUUCUAGAGUGAAGUGGUUGAAGGGAGCUUCAGUGACUGCCAUACCAGGGGACAGGGGAGGAGCCUCGGUGGUUGGUCUGUUGGAGGGCGGCAGGGAGUGUCUGUCUGCAAUAUGCGUGAUGGGACGUGGAGGUGGGAGCGGUGGAAAGAGCAGUCACUAGUGCUGGCAGCGUGUGUGAGUAUAAGGGAAUAAGCAGCAACAGCAACAGCAACAGCAACAGCCACAGCAACAGCAACAGCCACAGCAACAGCCGCAGCAACAGCAACAGCAACAGCAACAGCAACAGCAACAGCAACAGCAACAGCAACAGCAACAGCAACAGCAACAGCAACAGCAACAACAUUCUACAGGGAUCUUCUUAGGGACCAAGGGAACACCAGCACCUGCUGCAGCACAUUGGACACGUUUCGGCAGCCUCUUGCUGUUGGCCAGCUCUGGAGCUGUGGUGGCAGCAGCCUGGCAGGAAUGUACAUACGGUAGGUGUCGCAUGUAUUGCAUCAACAGAAUAGUUAGUUGCAAUUCAUGGGACAGCGCUUAAGGUUGAAGGUGGAGUGGUGUAACACAAAAGUACUGUAGAGCAUUAUGCAACUUUUGGUGAGUGUACAGUGAUGGGUGGAGUGGGUCCAGGGUGUCAAA